AUGUGUGACCCCAAGGAGCCGGGUGACCCCGAAGAGGAGAUGUUUGGGGGCCAGAGAACAACUAAAAAGUACACGGGACUACUCAGGAGCUCAAGGAGCUUGCCAGGGUGUCUGACCCAGGCCCAUCUGCCUCUGCUGCUUCUUCUCAUCUCUUUGGGUUUCUUCAUGCUCCUGGUGACCACCCUGGUUCAAGUCUCCAGGAUUCGCCAAUCCCUACAGAAAGAGACAUGGGACCAUCAAGAGAACCCCAGUCAAGUGGAUGUCUCUCAGAAGCGGACACGAUCAGACCUGGAUGAGAUCCUCCAGCAGCUAACCUGGAUGAAUGCCACCCUGGCUGGCCUGUGCCGCCCCUGUCCCUGGAAAUGGGAACUCUUCCAGGAAAGCUGCUACUUCUUCUCCCAGACCCAAAACACCUGGAAAGAGUCCAUCUCUGCAUGUCAGAACUUGAGGGCCCAGCUGGUGAUCAUCAAUAGCACAGAGGAGCAGAAAUUUCUGAAGUCUUGGAAUACGAGAAAUAACCAGCGCACCUGGAUUGGUCUCAGUGACCACCACAAUGAGGGUUCCUGGAAAUGGGUGGACAACACUCCCCUCCAACUCAGCUUCUGGAAAGAAGGGGAACCCAACAACCAUGGAGACGAGGACUGUGUAGAAUUGUACAGUGAUGGCUGGAACGAUAACAGAUGUAGUACGGAAAACUUCUGGAUCUGCAAGAAGCCCUCGUCCCCCUGCCCUGGCCCCUGA
Messenger RNA from Canis lupus familiaris (dog), 741 nucleotides. RefSeq names its product CD209 molecule (gene CD209). Lineage: Eukaryota; Metazoa; Chordata; Mammalia; Carnivora; Canidae. The record is from RefSeq and is marked provisional.